Messenger RNA from Quercus robur (English oak), 1406 nucleotides. RefSeq names its product protein RICE SALT SENSITIVE 3. The record is from RefSeq and is a predicted model, not a curated record. NCBI's taxonomy places the organism in Eukaryota, Viridiplantae, Streptophyta, Magnoliopsida, Fagales, Fagaceae. The transcript has 7 exons. The coding region runs from base 113 to 1186 and encodes 357 amino acids.
UAUAAGGAGGCUAGAAUGUUGUGGUUUUCCUUCUCUUGAAGAUAGAGAUUAAUAUAGGAGAGAGAGAGAGAGAGAGAGAGAGAGAGAGGGAGGGUAUUAGUGUUGUGAGCCAAUGGAUGAACAUCUCAACCCAUUAGCUGUUACUCAUCUCCUACAACACACCCUCAGAAGUCUAUGCCUCCAUGAAAAUUCUCAGUGGGUUUAUGCAGUCUUCUGGAGGAUCCUACCAAGAAAUUACCCCCCACCCAAAUGGGAUGGACAAGGAGCUUAUGAUAGGUCAAGAGGAAACAGGAGAAAUUGGAUAUUGGUUUGGGAAGAUGGUUUCUGCAAUUUUGCUGCUUCAUCAGCAGCUGAUAUAAAUUCAGUAGAUUGCCCUGGCUCAUCAGUUUAUGGGAACUGUGAGUUUCAACAAUACCAAGGUCUGCAACCAGAGCUGUUUUUCAAGAUGUCCCAUGAGAUCUACAACUAUGGAGAAGGUUUGAUAGGAAAAGUCGCUGCAGAUCAUAGUCACAAGUGGAUACAGAAAGAGCCAAGUGACCAAGAAAUUAAUUUCUUGUCAGCAUGGCACAACUCAGCGGACUCACACCCUAGGACAUGGGAAGCACAGUUCCAAUCUGGUAUAAAGACCAUAGCUUUGAUUGCAGUUAGAGAAGGUGUUGUCCAGUUAGGAGCCAUUCACAAGGUGAUUGAAGACCUGAACUACGUUGUUCUACUAAGAAAGAAAUUCGGCUACAUUGAAAGCAUCCCAGGUGUGCUUUUACCUCACCCAUCUUCCACAGCAUACCCUUUCAAAGUUGAUGGAUACAGCACCCCAGAAGCAUGGCAUUUCCAAGGCACUUCAACUACUACUGUUGCACCUUCAGGAGCCGAAUUCUUUGACCAAUACAACCUGCCUUUGAAAAUAACACCUUCCAUGAGCAGCCUUGAAGCCCUUCUUUCAAAGCUUCCCUCAGUUGUUCCACCCACUACACCUUCACAGCAGCCAGUACAGUUUAUGCCAUGUUUAAGGCCAUUGGAGUUUAUGGGAAUUGAAAAAGUGGCCAAAGAGGAGAUUGAUGAAGAGAUAUAUAGGCCAGAACAUGAUGUGGGUGAGAGCAGCAGUUCUGCAUAUAGGCGUCAACAACAUUUCCAUCAGAACCAGCAUGAUGAGAAUGUAACUAGCAGCGGACUCAACAAUGGAUUUUAAGUGGUACUGCUUAAAAAUUUAUUAGAGAUUAUAUAUAUAAGAUUAGGGGGUUGCUUCCUAACGAUUUUAGAAUGCUUAGUUUCAGUUUGGUGUUUCUAGUAGGCUAGCUAGGCUUUUAUCUUUCCUUCUUCUUUUUUGAUAAGCGGCUUUUAUCUUUCCUUGUUGUACGUGAAUGCCCUCUUAGUCCUAGUAUGAUAUAAUUUGAAGAAUCUUCCAGCUA